AUGAGAAAGCCAUGCAUUCCAGAGUUGAUUUACCAGAAGACCUUCCCGAAACCGAAGCAGGGUGAACCCGUGUCCUUUUACGCACAUAUUCAACGUCACAUUGUGGGAGAAGUCCGGGUGGAAGUACAGACAUACUAUGGAGCGCUUGAUACGUUAGAAGCACAAUAUCCCGGUCUCGACUAUACCUAUCCUCCACACCGUCGUCGUAUGUCAAGAUAUCCCUGGCAUAGGAGGCUUUUCCGAGUGUUUGACGAACUUGGAUUGACCGACAAUGAGAUUUUGAAUUUGUGUCAAUGGGAGGGGACCAGAGCAGCCAAGGAAAGAUACGAACGUGAGGCACACAUAGAAGUCAAGACAACAACGGCCCAUGAUGUAGUGGCAGCACCUUUGGGAGAAGGGCCGAGAGCAAGAUUUGAGGAUUGGUCUCAACCAGCGCCUGAGGAAAGGUCAUCAGACGGCGAAAUGGUGGUUCAAGUGGAGGAGAAGAAAGAGACCGCUUCCAACAAAUCACGGCAACCGGUCGACUGUCAAACACCUACUCCAACUGCCGACUUGUUUGAAUCAAUUCGUGAUGCUAUACAUUCACGGUUUCGCGAAGCAGGACGUACAGAAGUCAAUCAAGCAUGGGAACAAUGGCUCAAAGACGCAUUAGAGCAGCAUGGAAUGGAUGUUGAAUCUGCCUUGACUGCCAUUCAGAAUCCAGAGCUAGACCUUUUGAAUCUAAACCCUGCCCGGGAAUCACCUGAACCUCUUCGAUUCAGCCGAGAGAUCACCCCGCUGCGGUCGCCUGCACCCAAUGCACAAUCUACUCAGAAUCGAACUUACAGCGAGCUUCAUACUAUGGUUGACGAGCUACAAACCAACAAUAGUCAACUAGCAGCCGACAAUGCUGCAUUGGCGCUUUUCUUACGACGGACACGGACACAGACGGAAGCCGCAAGAUAA
Molecule: messenger RNA, 945 nt
Organism: Rhinocladiella mackenziei CBS 650.93
Lineage: Eukaryota; Fungi; Ascomycota; Eurotiomycetes; Chaetothyriales; Herpotrichiellaceae
Exons: 1
Coding region: 1-945 (314 amino acids)
Source: RefSeq, a predicted model, not a curated record